Sinocyclocheilus anshuiensis is the source of this 2712-nucleotide messenger RNA. Its product is annotated as vitamin D3 hydroxylase-associated protein-like. The record is from RefSeq and is a predicted model, not a curated record. Gene Ontology annotation, biological process: fatty acid catabolic process. The transcript is spliced from 15 exons. Bases 76 to 1848 code for a protein of 590 amino acids. Lineage: Eukaryota; Metazoa; Chordata; Actinopteri; Cypriniformes; Cyprinidae. Gene Ontology annotation, molecular function: fatty acid amide hydrolase activity; amidase activity.
GUGACUCACAGCUCAUGAGAGCACGAUCGCCACACACACACACACACACACACACACACGCACUGAGCAGCAGUUAUGGAGCGCUUUAAUGUGCAGCAGCUUGAAUUAGACAUGGAUAUUAACUGGACGCCGGUGAUUGCAGCCACAGUUUGCGGUACAGGUGCAUUAUAUCUCUUCUUGAAAUGGAGAAAUUACCAGAAGAUUCAGAAGAAAAUACUAAACGCACGGAAAAGACGAGAUACAUCUCUUCUACAGGCUGAACAAGCGGUGCAACAAUUUAAAAUACAGAACCCAGACUUUGAGAGCAGCUCUAUAGUGUCUCUGUCUUUGCCUGAGCUCACUGGGAAACUCAAGGACGGCUCUCUGCAGCCAGACGCUGUGCUUUAUGCCUUAAUGGAAAAGGCUCUGGAGGUGAACAAGAAUCUGAACUGCAGCACUGAGAUCUUAAUGGAGUCUGUGGCACAGCUGGAAGACAUCAAGUCUCAAAAGAAAGGUCUUCUGUACGGAGUGCCCAUCAGCAUCAAGGACAACGUCGCAUAUGAGGGUCAUGACACUUCCUGUGGUGUGGUGAGUAAGUUGGAUCAGCCUGCGCUCGUGGACAGUGUGGUGGUUACAGUGCUGAAGAAGCAGGGCGCGAUCCCGUUCAUCAAGACCAACAUACCACAAGGUCUUCUCAAUUAUGACUGCAGUAACCCCAUUUAUGGGCAAACCUUGAACCCCUGCAACCUUCAGAAGUCCCCUGGUGGUUCAUCCGGAGGGGAGGGAGCUCUGAUUGGAGGAGGCGGCUCUUUUCUAGGCAUAGGCACUGACAUUGCUGGGAGCAUUCGUAUCCCAGCAUCCUUCUGUGGGAUUUGUGGAUUUAAGCCCACAGCAAGGAGGAUAAGUGUUUGUGGAAUCAGUUCUUGCGUCAAAGGCCAGAAAUCAGUGUCGUCCUCUCUUGGCCCUUUGGCAAGAGAUGUCGAGAGCUUGGCACUGUGUAUGCGGGCACUGCUCUGCCAGGACAUGUUCUCCUUAGACCCCACCGUCCCUCCCAUACCAUUCAACCAAGAGGUGUAUGAGAGCUCCGAGCCCCUGAGGAUUGGUUAUCAUGAGAACGACGGGUAUCUGCAGCCGUCUCCGAGCAUGGCCAGGGCCUUCAGGGAGACUAAGGACCUGCUGGAGAGAGCGGGGCACACGCUGGUUCCAUUGCAACCCCUGCGGCUCUACCAUGUCUUCCAUGAGUUGACUGUCAGAGGGGUCAUGGGUGACGGAGGUCGUACCCUCAUCAGUCAUCUGAAGCCAGGCCCCAUUGACCCGUGUCUCCGCGAUCAGUACAUCGUGUUGAGCACUCCAGGCUUCAUAAAGAGGCUAAUUUCUGUUGUUCUCAAGCCUUUUUGUCCACGGAUGUCUGCAAGCAUAGAUGCAACUCUUGGAAUUGGGUCUGUUGCAGAAUUGUGGAGACAACAUGUAAAUAUUGAGGAGUACAUUCAGGAGGUGAUAGCAGAGUGGAGGAGACUGAAUGUGGAUGUUUUGUUGUGUCCCAUGCUUGGACCAGCCUACAGUUUCAAUUACUGCGGGAGACUCACCAGUGCUCUCAGUUACACCAGCCUGUACAACCUGCUGAACUUCCCUGCCGGGGUGGUGACCGUGUCUACAGUGAUGGAGGAGGACGAGGCACAGCUCAGUCAGUACACGGGUGCCCAUGGGGACAUGUGGGACAAACUCUUCGUUAAGGCGGUGAAGGGUGGCGUUGGUCUCCCUGUGGCAGUGCAGUGUGUGUCUCUGCCGUGGCAGGAUGAAAUGUGUCUGCGCUUUAUGAGAGAGGUGGAACAGCUCACAGCCAAGAGCAAACUCACCAGGAAACAUUAAUGAUUGAAAUUCUGCUGUGUAUGUUUGUGGGCUGCUAACGGUUCAGUCCCAGGUGAGCCAUGAGCAGGCCUACACUGAAUCUGCGACCGCAGAAACCUCUACAGAUUCUAUCCUACAAGUUCUAGGUAACUCACAAAUCCUAUAUGUUGUUCAUCAAUAACUUUAACUGACCUUGAUUAUGUUUUCAGUUAAGAACAAGUUCUGCUGUGUGUUAAGGUUUUGGAAGAAAGAAUGGUAUUGUAACGUUCAUUAACUGUAUUUUUUUUUUUAAUUUUCUGAAAUUAUUACAAGUAAGCAGUUUAUAUCUGUUUGUCAACCAGUGGAAGACAGGAAGAAUCUGUGUGAAAUCAAUCUUUAGUUUUUGCAAUAACAUUUUGGUGAAGAUUUUUCGCCGCUGAAAUUUCACACCUUUAAUAAAUAACAAGUAACUCUCAAUCAUUCUUCACAAUGUUAAGACUAUAUAUAUAUAUAUAUAUAUAUAUAUAUAUAUAUAUCAGAAUGAAACAUGAAUAUUUGCACUCACUAUAGAAGCAGUAAAGCUUCAUCAAAACUGAAUGAGGAUUUGAAUGUUUCUCUUCAUUUCUGUAUCAUUUUGUAUAAUUUAAUGCCUCACAAAUUCAUUAAACGAAAAUGAAUCAGAGCUGCACAUCACAGGUUCACUGGAAAACCAUCGUCCUUGCUUGACUGUCGUUAUGAGAUGAGCGGCACUCAUUUCUGUGCCCUGAAUGAUGACUUUGGUUGGAAAGGCUUUAACUGGACUUAAUGACACAUGACGCUAUCAGCUCCGAUGUAAUGUAAAUAUUUGUCUGUUCUGGGUUUUCCACACAUUUUACAUUCUUCAUUUACAUGAGUCAUCAAGGAUGG